Molecule: messenger RNA, 984 nt
Organism: Purpureocillium takamizusanense
Lineage: Eukaryota; Fungi; Ascomycota; Sordariomycetes; Hypocreales; Ophiocordycipitaceae
Exons: 1
Coding region: 1-984 (327 amino acids)
Molecular function (GO): methyltransferase activity
Source: RefSeq, a predicted model, not a curated record
AUGAGCUUGAAUACCGGCCAAAAUGGCGUCGGCGGCACGAACCCGCCCGCCCUGACAAUUCAAGACGGCUUCGAAGAUUUCGGCAAGCAGAGUCGAGCGCCAUCCGGUAGCUCCAUCUUGGAUGAGGGUGCGAUUGAAGAGCACGGACGAACGUAUCACUCGUACAAGCAGGGCACAUAUCUCUUACCCAACGACGGCGCGGAGCAAGACCGGCUCGACUUGCAACAUGCUGCAGUCAGCCUCCUCCUGGACGGCAAGCUCGCAUGGGCACCCGUCGUGGAGCCCAAGAACGUGCUGGAUGUGGGCACGGGCACGGGCAUCUGGGCGAUUGAAUAUGCCAAGAGACACCCGGAUUGCGCUGUCAUCGGGAGUGAUUUGAGCAUGAUCCAGCCCACCGACGCGGCGGCCAACUGCUCCUUUGUCAAGGAAGACGCGGAGAACGACGAAUGGGCCUACCAAUGCGACUUCUUCGACUAUGUCCACCUGCGGCUUCUGUUCACGUGCUUCGGCGACAUUCGCCCCGUGUUGCGCAACGUAUACAAGCAUCUCAAGCCGGGGGGCUGGGUUGAGUUCCAGGACCAUACCCCGGAGGUGUUCUCGUCGGACGGAAGCAGCAGCGGCACCGCGAUGGAGAGGUUCGGUGAAACGCUUGCCAAGGGCCUGGCAGCUUAUGGACGAGAUGCAACGCGCAUGAAACAUCUCAAGGAUGUGCUCGCCGCGGAAGGAUACAUCGACAUCGUCGAGAAGGUAUUGCCGUAUCCGGUGGGAGACUGGCCAAAGCACCCCAAGUAUCGCGAUGUUGGCAAGUGGAUGGCUGAGAACGUGGUAAGGGGCCUCGAGGGGUCGGUGAAGAUGCUUCUGGCGGGGGGGCUGUCCACGGCUGAUGUGCAUGACCUCGUGGCGCAGGUAAAGCUCGAGAUACAGAGCGGUCAUGUGCAUGCAUACAUGCCAUUUUACGUUGUAUAUGCCCGCAAGGGAGACUGA